Molecule: messenger RNA, 2652 nt
Organism: Bacidia gigantensis
Lineage: Eukaryota; Fungi; Ascomycota; Lecanoromycetes; Lecanorales; Ramalinaceae
Exons: 1
Coding region: 1-2652 (883 amino acids)
Source: RefSeq, a predicted model, not a curated record
AUGCCGGCCACAAAGCAGCCCCCACCAGAACCAUCAAGAACAGAACCCAAUUCGCGAUCAAGUGAUCGGAGUGAACCUACAUUAGGGCGGAGACCGAGUCGAAAAGAGAGUCAGAAGAGUCAGAAACGACCACGAAGUUCAUCGAGAAAGCUCAGCAAAUCCAAUGCUCCGAGCAUCCGAAAUGCCGAAAAGAAUGAAGACAUUCCGCCCAUGCCAGCGCUUCCAGAGCAACGAAGAAACGAACUAAAUGAGCUGGCUGGCCUCAAUCGGAUGAACAUCCAAGCCACGCAACCUCCGACGAACCGCGACGACAUACCCUCAUACUAUUUCCAAAAUCCCAUGUCCCAAUCCAGCUUGCAGCCGGAAAAGUUCUCAGUCAUUCGCGAACCGCCAACACUGCAGGCAAAGCGAUCCGCGCAUGAUCAAGGCAUUUUGAGGAGGAAGUCGAGCAAAAAGAAGAGAGAUGAUCAUGCACGCGAACAAGAGAUUAAAGCAAUGAGCGCGCCAAUACCCAUUCCCAAGCGACCGAAAUCUUACCAAACCGAUAUGCUGGCUCGUGACAGCAAACGCAUCCCAGGCGAUUUGAACCGCAGCCUUGACCGGCCGCUUUCGAAUGUCUCAUUGCCACUUGCAGAGUCACUCCAUUCGCAAAUGUCUACAUCUUUUGAUGCACAUGCAUUUCAAGUUGGCUCAUUAGGUGCACUCGUACCACGACCAACAAUCCGAUAUUCUGGGACUCAAGCUUCACCAUCAGGAAGUCUCCGCCCCUCAAGAACAUCGACACGAAAGGACAAGCAACCUAUGAUUUUCGAGGCAGACGAACCUCUAGAAAAUCCAAGAAGAAGAAUCGACGACUUAGCUGAUGAUAUGGAUGCGGGAAGCCUAAGGGAAUUGAUGGAUCGGGAUCGACGAAGGCUAGAGAAACGGAGGAAAUCGGAAAAUGAGAGACUACAGCGAAGGCUGCAGAAGAAGAGCGAACACCAAAGACAGCAAGAAGAGGCUGUGAAGUGGGUUGCAAGUCAAGAGGGCGAGCAGCAGCCCCACGCUGGGCUUGGGACAAAAGAGCCACCUACGGAUCCAGAUACGGAUGCAGUGGCGACACCAAAGAAGGGAGACGGAACGCGCACUCCAGAGUCAUGGCUCAAAGAUCCCUCGAGAGAACGGCUGGUACCUGAAGAUCCAUUCCAUGACCCCUUCGUUGGAGCGUCGACAUCUCAUUUAGAGGAAGCUACUCCGAUCGAAGAACGCGAGGAGCCAGUCCUUGCGACUGCGAAGGCGAUCAGACUCUCUUCAGCUAGCAUGACGCCUCCUACCUCUCCAUCUCGGCAGAUUCAUGAUCCUAGACAUUUAAAGGAACCCUCAAGCUUAUCGCAAUUUUCUGAGUUGGCACCAAGCAGUACACCUGACAUUCCCGAGAAGCCAGAACCAGAACAGAAAACGGAUUCGGACACUGGUGGCAAGCUAUCAUCGAGCUGGAAAUCUAUUUUUCGACGGAGCGAUACUCGUGUAAAGAGAGGCUCUGCAGAUCGUGGACGAGCUGAUAGAGCGGCUACGGGGCGAGGCACCCCUUCAGAGUUUUCUAACACAUCGCGAGAGUCUUUUUCACGUCAAAUGCAAUCGUCGAGCUUUCCCCGAGUCCCACGAGUGAGAUCUGGGACACCCAUACGCACGCAGUCAAUAUUCAAAGAAGAUCUUCCAGAAUUACCUAUCUCGCCGCCAGACUCUCGAAUGCAGUCACCGGAGACAGCAGGCCAGGCUCCAUUGCCUGGUAUACCUGGAUCCCGUGGCAAUGAUGCUGCUGGAGCGGGCGAAGAGCCUCCGCUGUCGGACAUUCAUCCUGCUUAUAGGGCAGAGGUUGCUCUUAGUAGAAAUGCUUCCCUUCGUGCAAAGUCGCCUGAGGAGCCUCAGAGCGCGACCAUAUCAGAAUCUCUAGCUUCAGUCGACGCAGAAGGUUCGUGGCUAACGGGAAAGCCUGUCAAGCGGACCUCUACACCUCAGCCCUUGCGGGAAAGCUUUCGUUUAGAGCAUCCAGAGGACUCUGAUGAAGACAGUUCGCCUGGGACUCCACCAGCUGAGAAGUACAUGGGCUCACUUACCCCUGUUCGCAGCAAAAGUAAGCGAUCAGUCGACGAAGCACUUGUUGUCCCUCAGCGGAUACGCCCUCGCAUAGAUCCCGGCAGCAGCACGGGGGACGACCACACCAACGACAACAGCGCUUUGCACUCGGCUCCCUAUCCUGGCGUCCAAGAAGAAGGCACGACCUGGCACAGUGCGGUCGGUAAACACCCCACCAUCGUUCGUCCAGGCGUCGGUAACCGCGCUCGAUCGCGGGAAGGCCUCCUGAACGACUUUCAAGGAGCAGAAUCAGGAAAUAUCGAGGAAAGCCGAGACUCAUCACAAUCCCCCUCAGAGCAUUCCCCUAGUAGCCCCGAAGGCCCACCUCCCAUUCAACGUGCCGUCAGCGUCGAUCUCGGCAAAGGACAUGCACGACAUAUCAGUGCUGGCAGCGCGAAGUUACUGAACCUGCCCCCAAGAAGUUCAAUGGAGAUCAAGCGAUUGAGCUCUGGCAGUGCUCAUAGCGGCGGAGAGAAGAGCCCACUUUCACAGUCGCCGAGGGUACCUGAGGAAACCAAGGCUGACGACGUCGAUUGA